Molecule: messenger RNA, 1448 nt
Organism: Chrysemys picta bellii (western painted turtle)
Lineage: Eukaryota; Metazoa; Chordata; Testudines; Emydidae
Source: RefSeq, a predicted model, not a curated record
GCACUUUGUGCUGAUACAAGCACCAGCCGCGGGGCGGGAAGUCGCUGCCCAGCUGGAGGAAGCGGCCGGGGCCGAGCCCGGCGAUGGCUGCAGUGGGGCCGGCGCAGCUCCAGGUGGCGUUUGAGGACGUCGCUCUGUAUUUCACCCGGGAGGAGUGGGAGCUCUUAUCCCAGCCAGAGAAACAGCUGUACCGGGACCAGAUGCUGAGGAAUUACUGGACUCUCGUUUCCCUGGGCUCUUCAGGUUCCAAACCAGACUUAAUCCACCGGAUCGAGCUAGGGGAGGCAGAACUCUGGAUCCAGGAUGCUGAGGGCUCCAGGGUAAACUCUGGGCCUGAGAGCCCCUCCUCAGCUCCAGGUGGCGUUCGAGGACGUCGCUCUGUAUUUCACCCGGGAGGAGUGGGAGCUCUUAUCCCAGCCAGAGAAGCAGCUGUACCGGGACCAGAUGCUGAGGAAUUACUGGACUCUCGUUUCCCUGGGCUCUUCAGGUUCCAAACCAGACUUAAUCCACCGGAUCGAGCUAGGUGAGGCAGAACUCUGGAUCCAGGAUGCUGAGGGCUCCAGGGUAAACUCUGGGCCUGAGAGCCCCUCCUCAGGUGAGUCAUAAUAAUCCAGUUCCUUCUGAUUUACACACCUGCUAGCGGAGCGCUCCUUGAUGUACACGGUAAAGGCAGAGCGAGAUUCACUGGCUGGGAACUGUCGGUGGAGAUGUGGCAAUUCUCUCUCAAAGCUUCGCUCUUGUUCCGCCAGCAGUUACUGGGCCAGAGGCAGAAAUCGCUGGUGGAGAGUCUCUGGCUGAGAUAGGCAGGAAGCCAGGCUGGAUGGGCACAAUGAGCCUGUCUGGUCUUGAUAGCUAUGAAUCUUAGAAAUCAUCUCUGCACUGAGACAGGACUAAGUAUUACCUAGUCCAUCCUUGGCAGGUGUCUGUUUAACCUGUUCUUAAAAACCUCCAAUGAUGGAGAUUCCACAGCCUGCCUAGAUAAUUUUGUUCCAGUGCUUAACUACCCUCAGAGGUUGGAAGUAUUUCCUAAUGUCUAACCUCUAUUUCCCUUGCUGCAAUUGAAGCCCAUAAAAUCUUGUCUUGUUCUCUGUGGAUAAGGAGAACAAUUUAUCACCCUCCACUGUAAGAACCUUUUAUGUCCAGGAGGACUGUUGUCAGGGGUUCUCCCCACCCCCACCUUCUCUUCUCCAGACUAAACAAAGCCAUUUUUUUCACUUUCUUCGUAAGUCAUGUUUUCUAGACAUUUAAUCAGUAUUGUUGCUCUCCUCUGACCCUCCCCAAUUUGUCCACAUACUUCCUGAAGUGUGGGGCCCAGAACUGGACACACUAAUGGGCCUAGCCUGUCCUUGUUUUCCUGUGCUUUCUCAUGUAUUUGUAAAAUGCUUUGUUUUUUCCCUUUAUAUUACUAGUUUAGUUUUGUUUUUUGCCUUGGCCUUUCUAAUUUUCUC